Molecule: messenger RNA, 2261 nt
Organism: Ricinus communis (castor bean)
Lineage: Eukaryota; Viridiplantae; Streptophyta; Magnoliopsida; Malpighiales; Euphorbiaceae
Product: phosphoinositide phospholipase C 4
Exons: 10
Coding region: 186-1922 (578 amino acids)
Biological process (GO): phosphatidylinositol-mediated signaling; lipid metabolic process
Molecular function (GO): phosphatidylinositol-4,5-bisphosphate phospholipase C activity
Source: RefSeq, a predicted model, not a curated record
UAAUAAUAUACAGACACAGAAUAAUUCUUAAAAGAGACGAUCACGGAGAGAGAAAACUGAAAGAAACAGAGAGAACGCAUCUGUCUAUCAGUGUUUCUUCUUCUUCUUUAUUGAUUUGAACCUCCUCAAAAUCAAUCCUUCCCUUCCUUUCUUUUCUUCACUUGCUUCCUCCCGAUACAAAGAAAAUGGGGAGCUAUAGGAUGUGUAUGUGCUUCAUUCGCAAGUUCAAAAUCAUGGACUCUGAGCCACCGCCGGACGUCAGGGAUGCCUUCAAGAAUUACACUGAAGGUUCCCUCCACAUGACUCCCGACCACCUCCGCCGUUUCUUGCUCGAUGUCCAGCAUGCCGACGCUGCCACCUCCGACGCUGACAAGAUCGUCGACCAGAUUUUUAACAACAGACAUCACAUUGCUAAGUUUACUAGACGUACUCUCACUCUCGAUGAUUUCCACCAUUAUUUGUUCUCUCCAGAUCUCAAUCCUCCUAUUCUACCAACUGAGAUUCACCAGGACAUGACAAAACCAUUGUCUCAUUAUUUCAUAUUUACGGGCCAUAACUCCUACCUAACUGGAAACCAGCUCAGCAGCGAUUGCAGUGAUGUUCCCAUUAUAAAUGCUCUGAAGAGAGGUGUCAGAGUUAUUGAGCUUGAUUUAUGGCCUAAUUCCUCCAAAGAUGAUAUUGAUGUUCUCCAUGGAAGGACUCUCACCGCUCCUGUGGGACUCCUUAAGUGCUUGAAAUCAAUCAAAGAACAUGCCUUUUCAUUCUCCCCAUAUCCUGUUAUAAUAACCCUUGAAGACCACCUUACCCCAGAUCUUCAAGCUAAAGUAGCUCAGAUGAUCACUGAAAUAUUUGGGAAUAUGCUGUAUUCUCCCGAGUGUGACUGUUUACAAGAGUUGCCUUCUCCAGAAGAUUUGAAGCAUCGCAUAAUUAUUUCAACAAAACCUCCCGAGAAGUUUCAUAAGUCUAAAAGUGUCAAGAUCAAGGGAAAUAAUUCUCAAAAGGAUAAGGAUUCUGAUGAUGAUGCAUGGGGGAAGGAAUCUGAUCAAGAAGAUGGUGAAUCGAGUGAUAGUGAUUCAAGUGAAGCUAGUGAUGACGAGCUAAACCAUUUAGGAGUAGAUCCAUACAAGCGUCUAAUUGCUAUUCAUGCUGGAAAGCCUAAGGGUGGCUUAAAGGAGGCGCUAAAAGUUGACCCCAAUAAAGUUAGACGCCUUAGUUUGAGUGAGAAGGCACUAGUUAAGGCUACUGAAAAUCACGGAAUGGAUGUAAUUAGAUUCACCCAGAAGAAUAUCUUAAGGGUAUAUCCUAAAGGUACUCGGUUUACCUCUUCCAAUUACAAGCCACUUAUUGCUUGGAUGCAUGGAGCUCAAAUGGUUGCAUUCAAUAUGCAGGGAUAUGGUAGAGCUCUCUGGCUGAUGCAUGGGAUGUUUAGGGCCAACGGAAGUUGUGGUUAUGUGAAGAAGCCUGAUAUACUGAUGAAUGUGGGUCCACAUGGUGAAGUGUUCAAUCCUAAAGCCAAACUGCCAAUAAAGAAAACUUUAAAGGUGAAAGUGUAUAUGGGAGAUGGAUGGCAUUUGGAUUUUAAACCAACGCACUUUGAUUUGUAUUCUCCACCAGAUUUCUACACCAGGGUUGGCAUAGCAGGAGUGCCAGCUGAUGUGAAAAUGGAGAAAACCAAAAUAAAAGAGGAUAACUGGACACCUGUUUGGAAUGAAGAGUUCACAUUUCCAUUGACUGUUCCUGAAUUAGCUUUACUUCGAAUUGAAGUUCAUGAGUACGAUAUGUCUGAAAAGGAUGAUUUUGCUGGCCAAAUUUGCUUUCCUGUUUCUGAACUGAGACCAGGAAUUCGGGCCGUCCCUCUUUUUGAUCGAAAGGGAAAGAAGUUGAAUUCCUCGAGGCUUCUGAUGCGGUUUGAGUUUGUUUAAGUCUAGCCCAGAUGUUUUAUAGUCCAUGAAGGCCGGUGGGCUAGAGGCCAGAGGCUACAAUAUAGGAGUAGUCAUCUCUUUACACUCUGUAUAAAGGUAAAAACUCAUCUAUUAUAAAGAGAAAGACUCAAGACUCGAAUAAGAGAUAUGUCACUUUGAAGAGUAGAGGCUAUUGUCACUUGAGCUAGAAGUAGAAGUGUUUUUCUUUAAUUAAUUGAUAUGAAAGAGAAUUUAGGUUCCAUAUUUGAAGCGGUUUCUUACUUGUUCAUACUUACCAAGUAACCAAAGGUGCUUUGCUUUGCAUGUAGAAUGAAUUUCUUCUUCAUUGUAGCAUAUUUU